Messenger RNA from Ficedula albicollis (Collared flycatcher), 943 nucleotides. It is a transcript of the gene RNF138, whose product is annotated as ring finger protein 138. The coding region runs from base 96 to 842 and encodes 248 amino acids. The transcript has 7 exons. The record is from RefSeq and is a predicted model, not a curated record. NCBI's taxonomy places the organism in Eukaryota, Metazoa, Chordata, Aves, Passeriformes, Muscicapidae.
GAGCGGAGCGGAGCGGAGCCGGGCUCUCCUCAGCCGGCCAGGGCGGGGCUUGCUCGCCGUCCCCGAUCCCGGCGGAGAGGCCCUUACGUGUUGCCAUGGCCGAGGGGGCCGCGGCGGCCCCGGCGUGCUUCAGCGAGGACGAUUUUUACUGCCCGGUGUGCCAGGAGGUGUUCAAAACGCCCGUGAGGACCGCCAACUGCCAGCACGUGUUUUGCAGGAAGUGCUUCUUGACAGCUAUAAGAGAAAGUGGAACACACUGUCCUCUCUGCCGGGGGAGCGUGACUAAAAAAGAAAGAACGUAUCCCAAAAGGGCUCUAGAUGUUGAAAACAGUAUGAAGAAAGCUUCUGGGGGCUGUAGAUGCUGUGAGAAGCAGGUUAGAUUUUCAUGGAUGAGACAGCAUUAUAAAACGUGUAAGAAGUAUCAGGAUGAAUAUGGUGUUCCUUCAAUUAUUCCAAACUUACAGAUAUCCCAAGAUGCCACAGGGAACAGUAGCAGGAGUGAUGCAAUAUCUGAUACUGGCGAGAUGGCUAAUAAUCAAAUAUUUCAAGGAGAAUCAAGUGGACACCCAACCUUCAAAUGCCCCCUGUGUCAGGAAGCAAAUUUUACUAGACAGCGCUUGCUGGAUCACUGUAAUAAUAGACAUCUUUAUCAGAUCGUUCCUGUGAUCUGUCCUAUUUGUGUAUCUCUUCCUUGGGCAGAUACUAACCAGGUUACUAGAAAUCUUGUUAGCCAUCUAAAUCUAAGACACCGGUUUGACUACGGAGAAUUUGUGAAUCUUCAGCUUGAUGAAGAAGCCCAAUACCAAAAUGCAGUUCAAGAAUCCUGUCAUGUGAACUUCUAAAGUAGAGCCCCCUUCACUUUCAUACUGGUUAUCAGAGAGAAAAGUUGUUUUAUUCUGUUGGCGAUUCAAAGGGUAUAUUAAUAAAAACAUUUCGUACCCAC